Messenger RNA from Schistocerca gregaria, 5117 nucleotides. Its product is annotated as rabankyrin-5. Lineage: Eukaryota; Metazoa; Arthropoda; Insecta; Orthoptera; Acrididae. Gene Ontology annotation, molecular function: protein binding; metal ion binding. The transcript is spliced from 23 exons. The record is from RefSeq and is a predicted model, not a curated record. Gene Ontology annotation, cellular component: ciliary inversin compartment. The coding region runs from base 422 to 3847 and encodes 1141 amino acids. Gene Ontology annotation, biological process: protein localization to ciliary inversin compartment.
CCAGUGAUCUCUAUAUAGUAUUAAAAUCUUUGGAUACAGCUGUCAAGUGGCGAGACAGUUUGGUUUACAGGAAUCGAUAUAGAAGUGUAUCGGUUACUGUUGCCGGUAGCAUGACAUUAUUUAAAGAGUAGUAUGCAUCAGGCGUUCUCUUAAAGGAUACACGUCUUAAUUCAAAACAGUAUCGUCGUCUUUUUGUGUAUGUUGAUUGCUAUUAAGAAGUAAAGUAAGCAGAAUUCUACAUACUGUGUGCUACAGUAUCUGUGGGCAAUUGAUAACUAGGAGUCGAGUCCUUGUGGGCGUCAAUUUAGGGGUAGCGGUACUGUGGGUUGCCGAAGUUUAGAGUUGGAAUGUUUGGUGUUCUUACGGGUGUCUUAGUAGUGGAGUUUUAGGUUGUUUACGAACAUCAGCCUUCACCGAAGCGAUGACAACCUCGGAAAAGGGUGAAAUCGCAAAGCUUCAGCAGCACCUAGCUUUACUGAAAGAAGAAUAUGUCAAACUCCAGGCACAUGGAAACGAAUUAGAGAGGAAAUACGCUCUAGCCGCAGCUGCUGCGGGAGAAUUGAACGAAAAUAGUUUCGUUUCCAGACUGUUGAGGACAGUAGCAAGUCUCUUCAAUCAACAGCUAUACAGUGAUAUAAAGGUGAAACUGAGUGGAAGAUUAGUACCUGCUCACCGCCUUGUACUAGAAGCUCGAAGUGAACAUUGGGGUUCGUUGUCUGACAGCUUAGAUUGGAGUUUCUUGGAGCCAGAAGUGGGUUUUGCUGUUCUGAAGUGGGUAUAUACUGAUUUGGUGGAUUUUUCUCAAGGAGAUUCUUUCACACUAGACCUCAUGAAGACUGCCAAUAAGUUCCACCUUGAUGAGCUUGUUGCAAAGUGUGAAAAAGCUCUAAUGGCAUCUGUGAAUGUCCGUAACUGUGUAAGAUUUUACACAACUGCUGAUGAAAUAGGUGCAAAUACACUGAAAGAACACUGCUCAGGACUCAUAUCAGCUCAUUGGGAUGACUUCUCAAGUGAAGACUUUGCUCAUAUGAGUGCACCACUUCUGUACAGUAUGUUCAAGUCAAAAACAGGCUUCCCAUUACAUGCUGCAGUUAGACUUCAUAGAGAAGAUGUGGUUUUUCUGUAUCUUGUUGAAAACAAUGCAGAACUGGGAGUAAAAUUAAACCAGUUAGAUGUUCGUGGUGAUCUUCCAUUGGACUUAGCCCUUCGUGAUCAUCAAACUAGUAUUGCUCGCACUUUGGUGGAACAUAAGGCUGAUCUUGAUGCAAGGGACAGCCAAGGAUACACGCUCUUGCAUCGCGCUAUUGACAGAGGAGAUGAUUACGCAGCAGAAUUCUUGAUAGAACAUGGUGCAGCAGUAGGUGCUGUAACACCAGAGCAAGGCAACACAGCACUGCAUAUGGUGGCAAGUUUGUCACCUGCAACCACAGGGGAUUCAACUAUAAGUGCCAUGACUGGAAUUGCACAGAAACUUUUAAAACAGGGUCUUAGCCCAAAUAUGCAAAACAAACAGGGUUUCACUGCAGUACAUUUAAGUGUCAUGGCGUGCAAUGAACCUAUGUUCUCACUUCUUCUGGAGUCUGACGCAGAUCUCAAUCUGCGCACUGAGGAAGGGCACACCCCAUUGUGGUUUGCACUGCUUGUUGGACCUCCAUACAAUGACAAGAGUUUUGCUGCUAGACUUAUCAAUGCAGGAGCUUCUCCAAACCCAAUCUACACAUCAUCUGCAGACUCACUUCUACACCUUGUGGCCCGUGAAGGUAUAGAAGAAGCUGGACUAUUCCUGUGCACUCAUUCGGCCUACAGCAAUCAUGUCAACAGAAAGGGUGAGAGUCCUCUGCAUGUUGCAUGUGCAAGGGGCCUUAGCAAACUUGUUAGCAAGUUACUUCGCUGUGGAGCUAAUCCCAACUUGCAGACAUUAAGGCUCACGGAAGGAGGAGGGAAUGAUGAUAAAGUAGAGAUGGUAUACAAGCAGACUCCCUUGCAUAUUGCGAUAAUGGAGCAGCAGGAAGAAUCAAUUCAAUCUAUUAUAGACUUCAAAGUGGCUUUGUCGGGACGAAAGGAACAGAAGGGGAUAGCUCCAGAUUUGAACCUGAAGGACUCUUCUGGUAAUACUCCUCUUUCAUUGGCUUUGAGUAAUGGUAUGGAGCAUUUUGUACCCACUCUUAUAGAAGGAGGAGCUGAUGUCAAUGUUCGCAAUGGAAAAGGUCAAACAUUGCUUCACCAAGCUAUUUUGAAGCAGGAUACACAUACAGCAUUAUUUCUUCUUGACCAAGGUGCUGAUAUGAAUGCUGUUACACAAGAGAAUGAAACUUCUCUUCAGUUGGCAAUCCAGAGUCACUUGACUCGCGUUGUGGAAUCUCUUUGUCAGCGUGGUGUGGACAUGUCUGUGCCAGAUGCCAGUGGAAACUGUCCUCUUUGGGCAGCACUUGCAACCGGACAGGAUGACAUUGCCUCUGUUCUUGUUAGGAAUGGAGCAGAUACGGAUUGUUGGUCUGAAGGGCCUGAGGGUUCAUACCAGACCUUACUUCACAGAGCCAUUGAUGAGAACAAUGAAUCAGUAGCUCGGUUUCUUAUACAGAGUGGAUGUGAUAUGAAUGCCCCAAGACGACCUGGACCAGGUGGAAGAGGUGGUGAGGAAGCAAGAAAUCAGCAGGGCCCUCUUCACAUGUGCUGUGAGUGGGGCCUAGAAACUGUAGUACAAACAUUAAUUGAGCAUGGUGCAGCUAUCAACAACAAAGACAUUCAGGGAAAAACUCCGUUACAUAUAGCCAUAGAAAACCAGCAUGAUGGUAUUAUUUCUCUGCUGCUUUGUCAUCCUGGAUUAGACUUAACACUAAGGGACAAAGCUGGUCUAACACCAUUUGCUGCAGCUCUCACAUACCGUAAUAACAGAGCAGCACAGGCCAUCCUUGAUCGUAUGCCUACAGCAGCUGAGCAGUACGAUAAUAAAGGCCGGAACUUUCUGCACACGGCUAUCCAAAAGGGAGACAUGGAGAGUGUUCUUUUUCUGCUUUCCAUACAUGUGGAUGUCAACUCAAGAGUGCAAGAUACUAGUCAGACACCACCAUUGCAGCUUGCUGCAGCUGCUGGAUCAGAAAUGCUUGUCAGAUCAUUGGUGCUUGCUGGAGCAAGGGUAGAUGACCGUGAUGCCCACCAAAGAACAGCUUUGCAUGUUGCAGCGGGAGCAGGCCAUGCGGCUGUUAUAUCAGCUUUGCUGCAGAAUGGUGCUGAUGCUAAUGCUUCAGAUUCAGAAGGGGAUAAUGCAUUGCAUAUAGCUUGCCGUGAAGGUCAACGAGGCACUGCACUUGUGCUUCUUACUGAGUCACAGUUGGAUGCUGAGGCAGCAAACCUGAAAGGGAGAAAUCCUGUGCAUGAACUUGCAGGGGCAUCAAAGGACACAGCAGCUGGAAUUGCUGAAUUGUUCAUAGAAUGUAUUCCACAUUAUCCGCUUGACAAACCAGAUCUUGAUGGCAACACAGCUCUUCUUUUGGCAUACAUGGAAGGCAACGGGAAUUUAUGCCAUACUCUGGUGAGAUUUGGGGCUAGCCUUGGCACUAUGAACAAGGAUGGUGUUACAAUUUUCGACUCCCAAGGUUCAACAAAGGAGCUUCUUCAUAGUUUGCUGGAUAAUUUAUCCCGGGAGCCACGUUUUACAGAAGGUGACAUUUGCUUGGAGUGUGGAAUUAAAUUUGGAGUGAGUGUUCAUAAACAUCACUGCAAUCACUGUGGGCGAAUCCUGUGCAGCAAGUGUUCAGACAGAGAUGUACCUAUCCUGAAGUUUGGUUUGAACAAACCCGUCAGAGUAUGCACUGUAUGCUUCAGUGUGUUACAGGGACCUGGUUAGAAUGAAGUACUUCUGUUCACUUUCCCCCAAUUCCUUUGUGUAUAUAAUGUCAACAUACAGUAAUGUUGUUUUCUCUGAUUUGCAUUUGCUGGCUAGAAUAAUGUUGCUUGGAAUUAAUUGUUAAUUACUGAAAACUCUAAGAAUGUUAAUCAUUUUGAUUAUAAAGGUAGGUGUGUGUGUGUGUGUGUGUGUGUGUGUGUGUGUGUGUGGGGGGGGGGGGGGGGGGGUGGGGGGGGGGGGGGUGGGUGGGUGGGUGUGUGUGUGUGUGUGUUUUCGAGAUGGGGGAGCCUUCAGCCUUAUUUCAUUUCCGCUCUUUUUCCUUGUACAGGAUGGGGUAAAUAAAGUGGCCUGGAUGAAUGGAUACAGUUAAACAUGAAUGUAUGCAUAUAAUGACACCAACAAUGCACACACUACGUGUAUGUGGUGUAGAGCAGUGCAAAGGGGGGAUGAUGGUGUGGUGUCACCGCCAGACACCACACUUGCUAGGUGGUAGCCUUUAAAUUGGCCACGGUCCGGUAGUAAACGUUGGACCCACGUGUUGCCACUAUCAGGGAUUGCAGACCGAGCGCCGCCACACGGCAGGUCUAGACAGACUUCCUAGCACUUGCCCCAGUUGUACAGCCGACUUUGCUAGCGAUGGUUCACUGACUUCUACACUCUCAUUUGCCGAGAUGAUAGUUAGCAUAGCCUUCAGCUACGUUAUUUGCUAUGACCUAGCAAGGCGCCAUUAUCCGUUACUAUUGAUAUUGUGAAAUAUGUACCGUCCAGACUGAUAUUCGUCAUUAAUGGAUUAAAGUUAAGUAUUCCACCAGCUACGUCCGUAGUUUCUAAAUUUUAAUUUCAUUGUCCUGUUCCAGACCUCACACCAGCCUGCGUGAGCUAAAACGCAUGUCUUUCAGCCUCCUCUAGUAACACGGUGUUGGCCCUCCUGCCAACCACAACAGAUGGUACUCACAGUGGAGCAGCACAUGUUCAUUGUGAAAUGUUACGUGAGAACAAAUUUGUGGAAAUAGUGUACCAUGCAAUGCGUAGUCCGAAAAUAGCAUCUGACAAGAUCUGUCUUGAAAAAGUCAAAAACAUUCUGAAUCAUGCCCGCACACCAGAAAAUGAUUGAGUCCUACCAAAUCAAUCCAGCGGCUGUGUUUCUUUGUGCCCUGGAACUCUGUUCUCCAGUCCACUUCUAUUUGUCCCACUCUUUUUCUUACAAUAGCGAAAUUGUAUUUAAUUAUAUUAAAUAGUUGGAAAAUAUAUUACAUACUUUUGAAACAAU